CAUAAAAAAACUGAAGAAAAAAGACGACGGAAGAAAAAAAAAAACGUGCUUUGAUUCGUGGCUUUGGUGCGUAACGCUUUUGCGCGCGCCGCUCUGUUAACGCACAGCCAAACGUCGAGAGCGCAGCGUCAAGAUCCAGAGACGGAGCAGCAGCACCUGAAGGUGACAUGAACCUGGGUAGAAUUAAGAAGCAAACCGCGAAGAAGUGGAGAUAGCAACUCGGAGUUUCUAAACAUUAUCGCUUCAUUUUGUCGUGGCCUCUUAUUUCACUGUCUUGGAGAUAAUUAAAAUACGGAAAUUAAAAUGGCGACGUUAAUUAGAGGCAAGCUGACGAAUAAACUGUCAAACGCAGCCACAGCUGUGUCUAACAAAUCACAGGCAAAGGUGAGUGGCAUGUUCGCGAGGAUGGGCUUUCAGGCCGCCACCGAUGAGGAGGCUCUGGGUUUCGCAUCUUGCGAUGAUUUGGACUACGACCACCGGCAAGGUAUGCAGAUGGACGUCCUGACUUCGGAAGAGAUGAUGAUGGGCGGCGGGGGAGAGGGUGGUGAGGGCAGCGGGGACAUGAUGGAAGGGGACAGUCACUACCAGAGAGACGGCACCGGGCCACCAAAGUCUGCCUCCAAAGACGGAGCUUCACCCAACGAAUUAAGUGAAGCCAGACCCAAAAUCACCGCCUGGGAAGCUGGAUGGAACGUCACCAAUGCCAUCCAGGGGAUGUUCGUCCUGGGCCUGCCCUAUGCCAUUCUCCACGGUGGAUACCUCGGACUCUUUCUCAUUAUUUUCGCCGCCGUCGUUUGCUGCUACACGGGGAAAAUCCUCAUCGCCUGUCUGUACGAGGAAGACGAGGACGGACAAAUGGUCCGCGUCAGAGACUCGUAUGUGGACAUUGCUAAUGCCUGCUGUGCACCCCGCUUCCCGACUUUGGGCGGUCAUGUCGUGAAUGUAGCGCAGAUCAUUGAGCUGGUAAUGACAUGCAUCCUGUACGUGGUAGUGAGCGGGAAUCUCAUGUACAACAGCUUCCCAAACAUGCCCAUCUCACAAAAGUCCUGGGCCAUAAUAGCCACCGCUGCGCUGCUGCCGUGCGCCUUCCUCAAAAACCUCAAAGCUGUGUCCAAGUUCAGCUUAUUGUGCACUUUGGCUCACUUCGUUAUCAACAUUCUGGUGAUUGCCUACUGCCUGUCCAGGGCUAGAGACUGGGCCUGGGACAAGGUCAAGUUUUACAUAGAUGUCAAGAAGUUCCCCAUCUCCAUUGGAAUUAUUGUGUUCAGUUACACGUCUCAGAUCUUCCUUCCGUCGUUGGAGGGCAACAUGCAAAAGCCUAGCGAGUUCCACUGCAUGAUGAACUGGACCCAUAUUGCUGCCUGCAUCCUCAAAGGCCUCUUCGCGCUUGUGGCCUACCUGACCUGGGCUGAUGAAACCAAGGAAGUGAUAACAGACAACUUGCCUCCGGGCAUUCGCGCUGUAGUCAACAUAUUUCUUGUGGCCAAAGCAUUGCUUUCCUAUCCUUUGCCGUUUUUUGCCGCUGUCGAGGUCUUAGAGAAAAGCUUUUUCAAAGAUGGGGGGCGCACAUAUUUCCCAGAUUGCUACGGGGGCGACGGACGACUCAAAUCGUGGGGACUCUCACUCCGCUGUGGCCUUGUAGUGUUCACCUUGCUUAUGGCCAUUUACGUGCCACACUUCGCGCUGCUAAUGGGCCUCACGGGCAGCCUGACAGGCGCGGGCCUUUGCUUUCUGCUUCCCAGCCUCUUCCAUCUCAAGCUUCUCUGGAGAAAGCUCCUAUGGCAUCAAGUUUUCUUCGACGUCGCAAUCUUUGUAAUAGGAGGUAUAUGCAGCAUCUCUGGCUUCAUUCAUUCAAUGGAGGGGCUCAUAGAGGCCUUUAAAUACAACAUAGAAGAAUAGCUCGUAGAUGUUCAAUGCAAAUCCCCGUUUAGUCAAAGAAAAAAAAAC
Messenger RNA from Boleophthalmus pectinirostris (great blue-spotted mudskipper), 1947 nucleotides. It is a transcript of the gene slc32a1, whose product is annotated as solute carrier family 32 member 1. The record is from RefSeq and is a predicted model, not a curated record. Gene Ontology annotation, biological process: amino acid transmembrane transport. Gene Ontology annotation, molecular function: amino acid transmembrane transporter activity. Gene Ontology annotation, cellular component: vacuolar membrane. Bases 304 to 1899 code for a protein of 531 amino acids. The transcript has 2 exons. Lineage: Eukaryota; Metazoa; Chordata; Actinopteri; Gobiiformes; Gobiidae.